This is a messenger RNA of Oenanthe melanoleuca, 3577 nucleotides long. RefSeq names its product mitogen-activated protein kinase 1 interacting protein 1 like (gene MAPK1IP1L). Bases 174 to 923 code for a protein of 249 amino acids. Lineage: Eukaryota; Metazoa; Chordata; Aves; Passeriformes; Muscicapidae. The record is from RefSeq and is a predicted model, not a curated record. The transcript is spliced from 4 exons.
UGCCGGUGACGCACCCGCCGUGCAGGGGCGUGGCGCAGCGCGCGCCCCUCCGGUGCGGCGGGGUGGGCGUGGCCGCCGUGACGCCAUUCCGGUUCCGGUGCCCGUCGCGGUGGCGGUGCAGCUGCGGCCGCCGCGUCCCUCCGGGCCUGCGCCGCCUCCCCCCGCACAGCACAAUGUCUGGAACUGAUGAUUUUUCGUUGGCAGAUGCUUUACCAGACCAGUCGCCUGCUAAAACCUCCAAAGUGAGCAGCAGCAAGCCUGGCCAGCAGCCCGGGCAGCCUCCGCAGGGCUGGCCGGCUUCCAACCCUUGGAAUAACCCCAGCGCCCCCCCUAUGACUCCAACGGGACUGCCACCAAACACCUCGGCUUCCAGCGUGCCCUUCGGACCUCCUCCCACGGGAAUGUAUCCUUCAAUGCCCCCGGGACCGCCUGCUCCAUUUCCUCCUCCUCCUACUGGACCCUCCUGCCCUCCUCCUGGUGGUCCAUAUCCACCCCCAACUGUGCCAGGUCCUGUCCCUCCAGGGCAGUACCCUCCACCAAAUAUGCCCUUUCCAGAGCUUCCACGACCUUACGGAGGUCCAACAGAGCCAGCUGCACCUCCUGCUCCUGUUGGGCCAUGGGGAUCCAUGCCCUCUGGAGCAUGGGGACCAACAAUGGGAGGGCAGUAUCCUGCUCCCAGCAUGCCAUAUCCACCCCCAGGGCCAUAUUCUGCUCCUACCCAGACUCCGGGGGCUGCGCCGACGGUACCGUGGGGUACGGUGCCGCCCGGAACGUGGGGACCGUCACCGCCCGGCCCAUUCCCUCCACCCACAGGAUCAUACCCAGCUCCAGGACUAUAUCCUACGCCCCCUAAUCCUUUUCAAGUGCCAUCUGGUCCUGCUGGUGCUCCAUCAAUGCCUGGUGGUCCCCAUCCUUACCGCUGAAUACAUUCUGGGCAACAAAAUACUGUAGUUUACCACCUUCAUCCACUACUACACAGAGAUUUUUACAGUUUUUGUUUCAGUAAUGUAUGGGGCUAUGAAGAAUAUUGCCUCUUGUAUGUGCAUUUGAGGUAUGAAGGAGCAGUUUACAUCAAUUUACCUUGCUCAUGUGCUGGCAUAAUUAUUUGGUUUAAUCAAGUGAAAUACAAAGAGAAGAAAUCAACUAACACACCUGUGGUUCUUAUGUUGGCAAGCAUUCCUUGGAAAAACAGGAGUUGCCAUGUAAGGAUUAUAAAGAAUCAGGCCCAUGGAAUUAAAACAAAGUUAAUUCUUAAAUUUCCAUUAAUGCUUUAAGUCUCGUUGCCAGACUCCUGCUGGUCAUUGAACAGAUGGAUAGUCAUAUUUUGUCUAUUUUCAGGUUAUUCUAAAAAGUCAAUAGAGAAAGUGUUUCAACAUUUUAGUCAAGAAACCUAAUUUUUGAACGUGCUACAGUAAUUCAAACUAACAAGACAGAGCAUGUGAACUGGAAGGUUUUCUCAGCAUUUUGUACAUACUCAAACCAAUUGCUCGGUCUGGGACUACAGAGGAGAAGAGCCACGUUUGGAAGCCUUGGUGUGACUUGUCAGCACACUGUUGGUGUUCACAAACAGGCAUUCCUGUGCAAGUGAAAUAACCUGGAUGUGCAGUUAACUUUGAAUCAGCAAAAUGUGAGUUUUAUGCAUGCCAAUGAGGACAUCCUGUUGCCAGUUCUCAUUCUGUGGUGGUUGGAAGUUUGGCUUGGUCUGUGUAAAGAGAAACUGAUCCCCACGUAGGUACUUCCCUAUUUCUGACCUGGGUUCUAGUCAUUUCAAAUUUGACUUGGCUGCUGGGUUGUGUAAACCUGGCAGACUUUUUCAGAGUCCCUGGAAACUGAACUUGAGCUUAAAACCCACCCUGAGCAUUCCCUUCCCAGCAGUUUUUGGCACAGCUGUGUCAGACAGAGAUCCUCUGCGCCAUUGGGCGUCAGGGGAUCUCGUUUGCUGUCCCUGUGCCCAGCUGGGUGUCUGCAUACCUCACAGAGCAGGUGGAAUUUGGGAGAAAUUGAAUGUCAGGAAGCCUGUGCACUGCUGUGCAGCUGCCUCUGCCAGGGGCACUGCCCUGAGUCGUGUUCUUGCCGUGCCUGUGCCCAGCACAUCGAGGCUCUGCCGAGACACAGCCGAUCUCUUGGUGGUGCUUCAUGGCCUGCACUUGGACCACGGACAGCUUGUUUCCUCCCCAGCUGGGGGUCUCCUAGCUUAGCCUCUGUGGGUAGAAUUAGGAACAGAUUUUGCUUCACAUGGUAGCUCAUUAGGGAGUCUUUGUAUCAUGGAACUGUGAACACGAGUUAAUUCUCUUCCAGUACCUUUGUGGCUUCCUGCAUGCGUGUGAUGGACACUCUGAGAGCACAUGGGGUGACCUGGUGGUGAUGCUCCUUGGUAGUCAUAGCCUUUAUGGCAAAGCCCUACUGUAUUUUUGCAGGAGAAAGCCAGCUGAGCUGUGGCUGCUUUAAUCCAACAUCAUGAAAGCUGAUAGCAAAGGAAUGUCUAUUUUUUGUUUUAGGAAGACAGUACUGGAGCUGAACAAAAAUACUUUUAACAUUUCAACUUAAACCCCAACAACUUAACCCUUGGAAUAAGAACCAAAAGUGCAAGUCUUCACUAACCUUAAAAAAAAACCCCAGUUGCCCCCCAAGCAGACUUGGCAAGACUAAUUAAAAAUUAACAUAAGCAACAUUGACUGCAUUUGCUCAAGUGCUUUUUUGAUACCUGCAGCCUUAGACUGUAAAUCAUUGUAAUGAAAAAACAUUUAUUCCAAAUGAAUGGAUCAUGCAGUAGCAGCACUCCAGUUGGAAUUGCACUGGCCAUAUGUCUCUGCAGGGAAUGGGAAGAGAUAGGAAAGGAUAAAGCAAAAGUAGCAAGUAAUGAUUUUUGGAAAGGGGUUUUGUAAAAGUAACUAGACUUCUAGGUUCUUCCUGAAAUAGGCAGGAUUUAUUACUGGAACAUUUAGGCUAAAAUUCAAUAUAUAUGGGAUGUUUUUCAAUGUAUAUUCGUAUUUCUUGAGGUCAUGAAAACUGUUUCAUAACCCCUUUGUUUUUGUGAGCAGAGUUCUUUGCAUAGCAGUGAAAAGGGUAUUCCUGUUAAUCUAUUGUGUAAAAACUCAAGGUGUCACUAUAUACCGUGUAGUAACUUUAUCACAUGUUAUGUCAAGUGUGAGCAACUUCUGGCCUGAAGCUUUUGCAAUGGAAUUUGUACAUUUCUAUGCAUCAUUUUGAGUUCAAUUGCUGAGGAGUUCGUUUUGACUUGUGCUUUGAGGUUGACAUACUGCAUUUGUUUACAAUACAAAAUAUAAGCAAUCACAUCUUUAAAGUAUAGAUUAUCACCUGCUGCUGUAUUUUCUUUAGAUGAAACAAAUAUUGCUGUAUGAUAGUGAGAAGCUAUAAAUACAGGAUUUGAUAUUUUUUUGAAAAUGCUGUCACUUUUGUAUAAGAUUAGACAUUAAACGUAUUUUCAAGACUGUUGUGUUCACUGUUUUUCAAUUCCUGCUUUUGACAUGCCUGUGUAGACUUUUGCCUUGAAUGAAUAGUAAAAAUAGGACAUCCUUGAUUUGCAAAGCCUGAAUAUAAAAUCAGAAUUACUUGA